Molecule: messenger RNA, 2735 nt
Organism: Fragaria vesca subsp. vesca
Lineage: Eukaryota; Viridiplantae; Streptophyta; Magnoliopsida; Rosales; Rosaceae
Product: protein NEDD1-like
Exons: 10
Coding region: 1-2382 (793 amino acids)
Biological process (GO): regulation of mitotic spindle organization; cell plate assembly; regulation of microtubule nucleation
Cellular component (GO): kinetochore microtubule
Molecular function (GO): gamma-tubulin complex binding; protein binding
Source: RefSeq, a predicted model, not a curated record
AUGAACAUAGUCGAUCCGUCAGUGACUCUACUCGCCGCGAGCGGCGGCGACACCGUGAAGCUCUUCGACGUCUCCGUCAAGUCCGGCGAUCCAUGCGUCUCCAGCUACAUUCCUUCCCCCGGCUGCCACGUCAACUCCGUCAAGUGGAACCACACCAAUUUGGUUGUGGUGAGCGCCGGAGACGACAAGAAGAUAUCGCUGUGGCAUAAGAACGGGCAGAGCUUGGGGACUAUUCCGGUUUCCGGGACCGACAGUGGAGACAACAUUGAGGAGUCUAUAUCGGCGCUUAGCUUCAGUAACAAGGUUUCGAGGUAUAUAUGUUCUGGUGGGAGCGGUCAGGUUGUGAGGAUAUGGGAUUUGCAGAGGAAGAGAUGUAUUAAAUGGUUGAGGGGCCAUUCAAGUACGAUUACUGGUGCAGCGUACAAUUGCAAAGAUGAGCACUUGGCUUCCAUCAGCCUUAAUGGGGAUCUCAUUAUCCACAACUUGGCAUCUGGUACGAGAACAACUGAAUUCAAGGACCCCAAUGGACAGGUACUGAGAGUGCUUGAUUAUUCCCGGAUUAGCCGACACCUGUUGGUGACUGCAGGUGAUGAUGGUUCUGUGCAUCUGUGGGACACAACCGGUCGUAGCCCAAAGAUUUCUUGGUUGAAGCAGCAUUCUGCACCAACUGCUGGUAUCAGUUUCUCACCAUCAAAUGACAAGGUGUUUGCUAGUGUCGGGCUUGAUAAAAAGUUGUAUACUUAUGACUCUGGGUCUAGAAGACAUUCAUCUUGCAUCUCCUACGAGGCGCCUUUCUCUGCAUUGUCAUUCAGAGACGAUGGCUUGGUACUGGCAGCUGGAACAAGUAGUGGUCGUGUUGUGUUUUAUGAUGUCCGUGGUAAACCAGAGCCUUUCACUGUUCUUCGUGCUUAUAAUAGUUCAGAGGCUGUUACAAGUCUAUGCUGGCAAAGGUCAAAACCUGUAAUUGUAAAUGAAAGCAGUUGUUCUGUUGAGACCGCGCUUUUAGGAGAUGCUGUUGAAGAUUCAAUCUUAAUGCCUGAUCCACUUCCUUCUGUGACUUCAUCAAACCUUUCCAUUUCUAUGGCGGUAUCGACUUCUCGGAAUCCAGGCCGUUCAGGAUUAUCUGCUGAUACAUUUUCAGUUACAGGAACUGGCAGUGGAUUAGGGUCAACCACACUCAAUGUAUCUAGUGCAGAGGAUACACCACAUCGCGGCCAUUUGUGGCCGGGUGGAACAUUGCCAAGAUUGCAUCCUCCUCUAUCUACUUUUAACUUCAAGGAUGAUAUGGAGGUAUUUUCCCCUCUUGUGGAUGUUCAUCCUAUCACACCUUCACUUGACAAGCUGUGGGAUGACCAUAACAGAUCAAAGAAGGAUAGUGUAGAUAUAAAGCCAUCAUCACUAUUGUUUCCCUCAUCCGGUAGGAGGUUCCCUUUGGCAGAUGACGUGUCAAGUGAUCAUCCGAUAUUUGAUUGGAAGCCUAGCUCAGCCUCUAAACAGGAUGAUAGCAAGUCUUCGUUUCCUCGGUUAGAAUCAACUCCUGCUCUGUAUUCUAAGAGUGAAGACUCAUCCAUCACGCCUCCAGAAGCUUGGGGAGGUGAGAGAUUAUCUGAUAAAUAUACCAACCUGCUUCAGCCAUCAAUUAAGCCGUCUCGCUUUGGGAUGUCAGCUCAGACAUCAGGAUCACUUAUGUCUGGAUUACCAGAUACAUCCUUGUCAACAAGUCAGACAAGUAUUAGCUCUACAAGCUUAAACUAUGCAAAUAUGCGCAUUAAAGAUUUGUCUUUCAGUCAGGAGAAUUCCUUGGGAUUUCCAGAACACGUCAACUCUAGUGCCAUCCCUAUGUCCCCUGGUAGCAAAGGAAUCAGGGGACAGUCUAACCUUGAUUCACCAACAUCAUCUUUGUCCCUCCAUCGGAAAUUCUCUACUUAUGCAGAGAGAAUAGGCACUACAUCUUCCUUCAGUGACCGAACAUCACUGGCAGCGGGUUCACCAAAAACAAAGAAAACAGGAGCUGAAAUGAGAGAAUUGUUGACUAGCUUGGUGUCUAAGUCAGAUACCUCAACGGUCACAGAAUCAGGGAUUCUUCCAGCUAUGAACGGAGGAACCUCACAAUUGCCGAAGGCCCCUCAACAAGAUGCCCAGCAGGGAAAUUCAUUUACAUAUCAGAUUUUACAACGUACUCUAGAAGAGACUCUUGAUUCCUUUCAGAAGUCAGUACAUGAAGAUAUGAGGAACCUUCAUAUAGAAAUUUUAAGACAAUUUCACAUGCAAGAGACGGAAAUGUCAAUGGUAAUGAGUAAAAUGCUGGCAAACCAAGCUGAGCUAAUGGAAGAAGUUAAAUCUCUGCGGAAAGAAAACCAGCAACUCCGACAACUGCUUUGAGCCCUGUGAAGAUUCGUGUGAAUGAAUUUUGUGGAUUAGCACAUCCCUUCUUUGUGUUUUACAAUUUGCUCUUUGUUAAUGGGCUUCUGUUCAAAAGAACGUUUUGGGGUUGUUUCUCUCCUAGUUUAGGAUUUCCUCUUCAGCAAUGACACUUUUGGCAUGUUGUACAUUAUAAUGGAACAUCAUGUUUUCAUGAUGUUCAACCUGCCAAACGUGCCAUUGUUGAAUGUUUUUUUAUAACCUCAUCUUCCUAGUUUAGUCAACUACUCAUUUUCUGGCAAAUCAUCAAAAUUAGAUUUGAAGAUGAAUAGCAUAUGUUUGCCUGUAGGUUAGUGUUUUGUGAGUAAUUUUAU